CUCUUUGCCCGCCGUCACUUGUUCGCUCGCCUUGUUGAAUCUACCCGACACUAGUUGAGACCUUCUUCUCUGACGCCGACCAGCUGGCAGAUUGGGUUGCAGCACCUGCCCCUCCUCUCCCGCUCCCCCAACGAGCCCUCCUCUCAUCCUCCUGAACUGCCCCGAAUCUGUCUUGUCCUGCCUGCCUUGAACGAUCGAAGCUCUCCUCCGCCCUGCUCCUUGCCACUGGCAAGUGAAGUGGCCUUGCGUUUAGGCCUCCUAUCCCUCCCUACCCACCUCGCAGCCUGCUCCGCGCCCUCCACAAUCCACAAUCCACAAUCCACCUGGCCUCGUCUCCUUUCCCUUCCUGUCCGUCCCCGUGAUAUUCCCAACUCCACCUUUUCCAUCCUAGGACCGCCCACGACCAAUGAGAUCGUCGUAACGACACCCCGAUAGCGUCUCACACUCCUCCCCCUCCCCCUCCAAGCCGUCUUCAUGGCGCGACGUUACCACAUCGAUGAGUUGCUAUGGCUGCGCUCGUCGCCGCUGGUCACCAAGCCUACCGCGUUACCGUCGGUAGAAGAAUGGAUGGGACCAAUCCCCGACCCAACAACCCAACGCAAAACAACAAACCCUCGAGACCCCAACAACCCGGCCGAGACCACCCCCAGAAGGCCCAGCCUCUUCGAAGCCCGUCAUAUAGCCCGCGGUUCCACUUCAGAGGAUAUCAUUCUUGGACCCCCUAAGACCGCUUUUGCCUCCGCAUCUCGGAUACCCGGCAAAGGAUCGAUAGAUGCUACCGAUCGAUCGUCCAAGCCAGCUGAUACCGAGGACGCGAAGAACGACCGGUUCAAUCUCCGCGAGAAGUUCUUCAAGGAACGGGAAUCGGGCGAAAGAGACUUUGACCGACGGGACGGAAAGCUAGGAGCGUUUACCAACAAUACUAACAACAACAACCGCCGUGGGGAAAGAGAAGACUGGAACAAUGGACGUCCCCGCCGUACCUUCGGCCAGGAGGAGCAAGAACGAAAGCCAAGACGCAAUGGGGAGUUCGACCGGUGGGAGAACCGCGAUCAACGCGAACCCAACAACAGCGAACGCGCAGUCAAAGAGAAGGAGACGCGGGUUUUCCUUCGCAAGGAUGGCACGCCCCAACGAGCCCGACACGAAGGGAGCUGGUUUCGGGAUGACAAUGCCCAUGAUGCGCCCGAGCCGGAAGAAGAGAAGACCCCGAUACGGAACCGCGAAUGGCGCCGAGAUCGGCACGGUGCAGACCGUGACUGGACUCGGGGCGCCAAAAUUGAACAGGAGCCCGAGUGGCUGGACGCGAAUGAUAAAGAUGAGCCCCGGCGGGUGCACACGCAGGAAGACUUUGAGCGCUGGAAGGAGAGGAUGAAGGCCGGCUCCUCCCAACCCCCCGCAGAGGAGAGGGAGCCCCCGGUCGAACCUGUUGCUGCCCCGGCGCAAAAGGCGGAGCCCAGACCUACCGAUGGCGAGAUUUUCAGCAGCACGGGCACCCCGUUCACGUCGGAUGUCGCCAUGGAGCGCUUCUUCGGAUUGCUGGGUGACUCCAAGGCGCCGCCCCCGCCACCCCAGGAGGUGGCCUCCCCCGUGGUGGAACCGACUGUCAAGAAGGAGCCGCUUCCCGGAGCCAUUCCAGGGGGCAUUCCAGGGGGCAUCCCAGGAGCCAUCCCAGGAGCCAUCCCAGGAGCCAUCCCAGGAGGCCUUCCAGGCAAGCUGGGGAAGUCGUCGCGGUUCGCUGGGCUGUUCUCCCCACCCCCAGGCAGUCCAGCCAGGGACUCGGACUCUCUACCUGAGACUAGAUCCUCGCCGGCUCUGAACCCAGCUAUGACCACCGAGGUCAGUGCUGACCAAGAAGGAUUCCAGCGCAUCCUGCAGAUGCUUGGCGGUGGAGGAAGGUCCCGCAACGGUACGCCUCAUAAUGAUCCCAUGCCCACCAACCGGCCCCCUUCCCUGGUGCAGGCAGAACAGAAUCGGAGUGCCGUUUCGUCCCCUGCCCGGGAGCAGAUGAAGCGACAGGAGUACUUCCCCAUGCAGGAGACACCUGUCCGGAAUGCUGGCCCAGUAUUCAAAGAGCACCCAUACCUUCACGAGGCUCAGGCUCAGGCUCGGGAGCGGGAACAUCUCCUUCGACUGAUGCAGCAGGUUCAAGUGACGCCCGUCGCCAACCAGGGCCCGGGCGGUCUCGGCCAGCCCCCGAGCGCUGGCCCCGGCGGUCCUGCCCCUGGCCUGCUGAACAUGCCCGAAAUGAUGUCCCCCCCUCCCGGCAUCGGAGGUGCUCCCAAGGGCCCCAGCUUCUUGAAUGAUCCCGCCAUCGCCAACAUGCAGAGACCCGACGUUGAACAUCUUCGGCAAAGGCCCGCCAAUGGGCCGCCAAUGGCAUACUUUGAAGAUAUGCCGUUCCCCCAAGGCGGCCAGCUCCCGAUGACGCCUGGCGGCAGCCGGGCGCCCCAGGGACAGCCGCAUCCGGCCAUGGGCAUGCAGAGACCGCCGGGCUUCGAGCACAUGCCUCCCCCGGGAUGGACCGGCCCCCAGAUUCCGCCGCAGCAGCAGGGAGGCGGGCCGGCGCCUUUGGCCCCCCCGCCGGGGAUUCCGACUCCUUCGCGCGGGGUCAACCCCAGCUACAUGGCCAACAUGAUGCCGAUGCAUGCCAAUGCCCCGCCUCUGAAUGAGCGGGAGCCCUUCCCACGCGGCCCCCCGCCCGGCAUGAUGCCCCCGCCGCCCGGGUACAUGAACGGGCCCCCCCCGCCGGCUUCCCCCCCAUGCCACCCAACGAAGUGCUGA
Messenger RNA from Aspergillus heteromorphus CBS 117.55, 2784 nucleotides. RefSeq lists its product as uncharacterized. The record is from RefSeq and is a predicted model, not a curated record. Bases 475 to 2784 code for a protein of 769 amino acids. The transcript is spliced from 3 exons. Lineage: Eukaryota; Fungi; Ascomycota; Eurotiomycetes; Eurotiales; Aspergillaceae.